This is a messenger RNA of Camelina sativa (false flax), 642 nucleotides long. The record is from RefSeq and is a predicted model, not a curated record. NCBI's taxonomy places the organism in Eukaryota, Viridiplantae, Streptophyta, Magnoliopsida, Brassicales, Brassicaceae.
ACAACUUUGGCAAUCGGAGAUGGUGCAAACGAUGUUGGAAUGAUUCAAGAAGCUGAUAUUGGUGUAGGAAUCAGUGGCGUUGAAGGCAUGCAGGCUGUAAUGGCAAGUGACUUCUCCAUAGCCCAGUUUCGGUUUCUUGAGAGACUACUUGUUGUCCACGGACACUGGUGCUACAAACGAAUAGCUCAGAUGAUUUGUUAUUUCUUCUACAAGAACAUAACAUUUGGUCUAACUCUCUUCUACUUCGAAGCCUUUACGGGGUUUUCUGGCCAAUCAAUUUACAAUGACUCCUACUUAUUACUCUUCAACGUUGUUCUCACUUCUCUCCCCGUCAUUUCCCUCGGAGUUUUUGAACAAGAUGUUCCAUCUGAUGUCUGCUUACAGUUCCCUGCAUUGUAUCAACAAGGCCCCAAGAACCUCUUCUUCGACUGGUACAGAAUCCUUGGAUGGAUGGGGAAUGGAGUUUACGCAUCCAUAGUCAUCUUUACACUAAACCUUGGAAUCUUCCAUGUCCAAUCAUUCCGCUCAGAUGGCCAAACCGCAGACAUGAAUGCCAUGGGAACCGCUNCAAUCGAAGAAAUAAAUAUUGCAUGUGAUUUAAACGAAAAAUGGUCAGACGAGACAUAUGUUUCACAAAGUUGA